GCAACUCUGUUUUUGUUUACUUCUCAGCACGUGCAUCGCAAUGACAAGCUGCUGUCAAACCACUGAAAAUGACAGCAGAUGGCGUGAAAGUCUCGUUUCCAUUCGCAACAAGCAACAAUAAACAAUUUGACUUUGAUGCAUAAACAAAAGAAAUGGUUUUUGCAUUGAAUGCAUGAGAUUAGGAAUAUAUUUUGUUUUUAUUUAUUUUUUUAAAUUGUUUUCACCACAAAAUGGAUUGGGCCGAAGAUUUAAAGCAAACUAUUAAAAAGACGGUGAAAAAAGGUCGACGAGCCACUGAGGCAAGUCUUGCAAGCAGUGAUGGCCCAUCAACACCAGAAUAUGACUCAAAUUUUCAGGAGAAUGCACUUUCCGAUGAAUUUUCGUCAGGACUGGAUUUUAAAUCGUUUCCAGGGAAACAAAAACAUCGAAGUGGAUGGACUGAUGAACCAGUUCGAUCGGGCAGCAGUGGAAAAAAUAGAAAUAAGUCGACACAAAGUGAGAUGGAACGAUUUAGCACAGUGUUAGCUACAUCACCGCCGUCCGAUGACAUUCCGGAAUUACCCGAUUUGGAUGAUGUGAUCGACGAAGCCGCCAUAAAUGAUGCGAAAGAAGUCGAAGCCCUCGCUGCAAAUCGUGUGGAAACAUAUAAAGAACUAAAUUUUGAACUAUUGAAGUAUUCCGAAUUUGCUUCAUCGGAAAACAUUGAUCUGUCAAAGCUAAUGCAUUGCUUACAAGACGAAAAUGUUCUAUCCGAUCACGAUGUGCCGUUGACCAAAGAGCAAUUGUUCAGUGAAGUUGCGUCGUUUAUUCAUUCGCGUAAACCGAAAAGUGCGGAAGAGAAUGUUAAAGCCGCCGAAUAGGAAAUAGAAAUUCCAUGAAAAGUAUCUCAAUGCCGUCCACUAAAAGUCUUUAUUUUAUAUAAUUACAUUCGCUUACACUUCAAUGUAUUAAAUUCUAAUGAACAAUUGAAAAUACACUCACAGACACAAUAAAUAUAACAAAAGUAUCAAA
Contarinia nasturtii (swede midge) is the source of this 1011-nucleotide messenger RNA. It is a transcript of the gene IFT43, whose product is annotated as intraflagellar transport protein 43 homolog. The transcript has 4 exons. Gene Ontology annotation, biological process: intraciliary retrograde transport. Lineage: Eukaryota; Metazoa; Arthropoda; Insecta; Diptera; Cecidomyiidae. The coding region runs from base 231 to 860 and encodes 209 amino acids. The record is from RefSeq and is a predicted model, not a curated record. Gene Ontology annotation, cellular component: cilium; intraciliary transport particle A.